AUGAUGUAAAAAAGAAAUUAGGAGAUCUCCAGGUAUAAAAUUCGUUCAAUAUAACAUGAAAUGAUGUUUGGCCAAUUAAAGUACUUGUAAAAUGAUUAUUAGUUAUUAGGUAGGGGGUCAUUUGGUAAGGUAUAUUUAGUAAAAAUUAAAGAUAAAUUAUAUGCAAUGAAGUAGAUUAAGAAAAAGUUAGUAUUAAAGAAAUAGCAACUAGAAAAUAUACUUUGUAAGUUAUUUGGUUAUUAUUUUAGAUGAAAGAUUCAUAUUGUAAAAAUAUGAUCAUACUUUUAUUAUAAAAAUUUAUUUUGUUUAUUAAGAGCCUUUAUUUAUCAAUAUGGUUAUGGAAUUUAUAUAAGGAGGAGAAUUAUUUUAUCAUUUGAAUAAAAGAAAAAAGUUUGAUUAAAAAACGACUGCUUUUUUUACAUCUUAAAUAGUUUUGGCACUUGAAUUUUUGCAUGAGGCUGUUGGAGUUGCUUAUAGAGAUUUAAAACCUGAAAAUGUUUUGCUCUGUAAAGAUGGUUAUAUAAAAUUGGCAGAUAUGGGUUUAGCAAAAAAUAAUAAUGAAUUAAAUUAUUCAUUUUGUGGNUGCUUAGAUUCAUCAGUUCUAAAUAUCUAAAUAUAUUUGUGCUAAUUUUCAUUCAUAUUUCUUGUUAAUUAAUAAUAAUAAUUAUUUGCAAAAAAAAUUAUUAUGAAUACAACAAAUAAUUUUUGA
Messenger RNA from Paramecium sonneborni, 709 nucleotides. The record is from the annotation of a GenBank genome assembly. Lineage: Eukaryota; Ciliophora; Oligohymenophorea; Peniculida; Parameciidae.